Hirsutella rhossiliensis is the source of this 1191-nucleotide messenger RNA. RefSeq lists its product as uncharacterized. The record is from RefSeq and is a predicted model, not a curated record. Bases 1 to 1191 code for a protein of 396 amino acids. The transcript is spliced from 3 exons. NCBI's taxonomy places the organism in Eukaryota, Fungi, Ascomycota, Sordariomycetes, Hypocreales, Ophiocordycipitaceae.
AUGGUUACUCCCACCGAGUCGUUGCACGAUCCGUACCUAGUGGCGCUCUUGAUUGCCCUCGGCCAGCUACAAUGGAGGGCGUUGGGACCGCAAAAAACUCAGCAGGCGGCUGGCGUGACGCCCAAGCUCAUGUUCAGCACCGAAGAUUGCAAUUUUAUGUACAUCUAUUCGGUAAAUAUAUCCUCGUCCCUCAUCAACAUGUUCGAUAACCCAGCCAUGAAGCCGUCGGCGCCUGAUUCCCUUGCUGUGCAAAUAUCCACUAUUCCCUAUAAACCUGUCGAAACGUUUCGUGGUCGUCUCUUGGCGCUCCUCCUCUCGGCGACUUGCCCCGAGGACGUGGACAAGUCGGAAAAGUUGAUUGUAGACGCGUCCACCUUCGCGCAAAGAGGCAAGGGCAGAGAUAACCUCUCUGCUCUGGUUCAUUCCAGGCACUGGAAGAGCGCCGUCAGUCAAUGGGGUCGCGAACACUUGUUUGCGCACCGCGUCCUCUGCAAGGAGCCUAAGAAAGCUCUGCCUCUCUUUGAGUCUCGCAGGCUCUUGCCUCGCGACCCAAGAAACACCAACGCCUGCAUCAACGCUCUGGUCCAAGGUCCGGAAAGCAUCGACGCCCUCAAAUACCAAGUGGAGCCUCAGCUCGUGCAGCACUACAAGCCGGACAGUCUCGGCUACGUCUGGGCAGCCUUGGCUCCAUUUGUGCGAGCUGGCGCCGGCUCUAUUCAGGACGCCCCCUCGGACACAGCAGUCCGGGAAGCGUCCAAACGGACGUCAAAGAGACCUGUGGAACUCCAAAACUUCGUCCCGUCCGACCAGGUCACCUUCGGGAGCUCCCCCGACUAUAAACAUCGUCCCGCAACGUCGGGCUCGAAUGAGACUCAUUCGAGCGCGGGCUACGUCGAGGGGCUUGUAGCACCACUCGUCGAGGAUGCUACUGUCCGUCUCGCCAGUUGCUUUAUCCGCUGCGUACUGAAUUACGGCCAGCACCAGGAUCAGACAGUUCCAUUUCUCUACUUCUGUGACGAGCGUCAGACGUAUUCUUUCUCGCAGGGCAAUCUGCACAUCCACGCAGUCGAUGAUGGGGGCAUCCAGUUUAUCGACGCGAACGGCGAUCACCAACAUGUAGCGAUGCUUGAAGGCAAACGGACGUUCGCAAAAGUCAUCGACGGAUUCCAAUUGUCUCCGACGAGCUGCUAG